Prorocentrum cordatum is the source of this 279-nucleotide messenger RNA. Lineage: Eukaryota; Dinophyceae; Prorocentrales; Prorocentraceae. The record is from the annotation of a GenBank genome assembly.
GGCGUGGGCGAGUCAGAGUGGUUCUCCUCCAUGUUCAGAGAGGCUGCCUUCGGAGUUCGCCCGAGCCUCGAUCGAGGCCUGGGGGCGGGCGACACCGUCUGUCUUCUCAAGGAGAGCUCAGAGCUGCGACUAGCCGAGGAGGGAGGGGGAGGAGUGCGGAUCGUCGAUGCCAAGUCCGUGUUCGACUCGUUGAUUAAGUGUGCGGAAGGGCGGAAGGAGGAUAGGCGGGCUGUUAUAGAUCUCGCGAUCCUGAGGGGCGCGAUGGAGAAGGACGGUUAG